This is a messenger RNA of Coccomyxa subellipsoidea C-169, 959 nucleotides long. Its product is annotated as Metallo-dependent phosphatase. Gene Ontology annotation, cellular component: retromer complex; endosome. NCBI's taxonomy places the organism in Eukaryota, Viridiplantae, Chlorophyta, Trebouxiophyceae, Coccomyxaceae. The record is from RefSeq and is a predicted model, not a curated record. Gene Ontology annotation, biological process: retrograde transport, endosome to Golgi; intracellular protein transport. The transcript has 6 exons. The coding region runs from base 228 to 785 and encodes 185 amino acids.
CUUCCUAUUGUCUAUUCUGUUUUUCAAGAUUUUGGGCAAAGACAAGCCUUGUCAUUGUCUCAGGCAGGAAGCAAAGUUGGCAUCUCUUGAAGCGUCGCUCGCUUUGUCUCUCAAUUGUUUCCUUCGAGGGAUUAUAUCCUCGAGAAAAUCGAUACCAAAACACAUUGCUUCAGUACACCUUUUUUGCGAGCAAAACGUGGGGCUGAUAGUGUGUGAUCUGGAACAUCAUGGUGCUGGUGCUGUGCAUCGGCGACCUUCAUAUUCCUCAUCGAGCAACAGAUGUGCCGCCUAAGUUCAAGGCGUUGCUGGUACCCGGCAAAAUACACCACAUCCUUUGCCCUGGCAACCUCUGCACUAGGGAAGUGUAUGACUACCUGAAGACGGUAUGCACAGACAUUCACAUAACGCGAGGAAAUUUUGACGAAGCUGCUGCAAAGUAUCCUGAAGACGAGGUGCUGAAAAUUGGCAAUUUCAAGGUGGGCAUCUGCCAUGGGCAUCAGGUGACCCCUUGGGGAAGCAAUGAAGCUCUUGCGCUAGUCCAAAGGAAACUUGAUGUGGAUAUCUUGAUCAGCGGCCACACACAUGAGUUCAAGGCUUUCAAAUUUGAGGACCGAUUGCUCAUCAAUCCCGGGUCAGCCACUGGAGCUUACAGCGAUGUCAUUGAGAAUCCCAAGCCAAGUUUUGUCUUGAUGGAUAUUGAUGGAUCAAAGGCUACAGUGUACAUCUAUGAACUCAUAGACGAGGAAGUGAAGGUGGAGAAAGUAGAGUAUUCCAAAGAUGAUUAGACCCUCACAAUACAGUACAUUCGUCCAUUGCCAGUCCUGGUCAGUCCCCAUGGAAUCUUGUAUGCCAGGCCUGGUGUCCUAGAAUGUCCUGAUGUCCUGGCCAGGAAAAAAUUUACUUGCUCUUGACCUGAAUAGCACAUGUGCUCAAAUCAUGCUUGAGAGCUUUAAGAAGUU